AGUCCCAAUUAAAGCACUAAUUGAAUUUGAGCAUUUGUAGUUCAAAAUCACUUCAAACUCAGAAAUCGGAAAUUCAAUUCAAAACCAGCAAAGAUAAGAAGAAAGAUUCACAAAAAGUUCCUCUAAAACCAUAAACAUGGACGAGAUGUUGCAUAUUAUGCAUCAACUGCGGUGUUCCCGUUGCGAAAAUAACAACUUUUCCAUGCUGGCGGACAAAAUUAAGGAGGUGGAAGAGAUGUAUGAUUUCUUGGGAUGCUUGGAAUUGGGAGAGAGGAGUAGGCUAAAAUAUUUGAUCGCUGACCUUGUCGAGAUGGCUCAAGAUGUCGUCGACAUCGGAUAUGAAGGCAUUGACGAUGAUAGUUUCUAUUGCAAGUUGAAUCCCCUCCAAGAGCAGAUCAAGAUGACAAAAUCGCGCAUGAGAAGCUUUGGAACCGAAGAAAAAAACGUUGUUGUAGAAGAAGAUGUUGUGGUGGGGUUGGAGAAAGACGUGAAGCAAUUGGUCGAGAAAGCGAUUUUAAACAAGAAAAAGCGCUUUCAGACAUUGUCUAUCAAAGGCAUGAUUGGUAUCGGGAAGACUACUCUGGCCAGGCAAGUGUACAAGGCCGUGGAGGGCCAAUUCCAGCGUUGUGCAUGGGUAUGCCUUUCUAGUGAAAUGAGUAACAAAGAGAUAUUUAUUGAAUUGAUACAACAGAUGGUCAUUGGAUAUGAGGGGCUAAUUGAAAGAGAUUCGUCGUUGGAGGAAAUGGACAAUCGAAGUCUCCAACGGGUACUUAGACAGCACCUGCAAGGAAAGGCAUAUUUCAUAGUCCUCGACAGCGUGCAGGAAGAAAUGCAAUUGAAAUCCAUCUUGAAAGCUCUUCCGAAAGAAUGUAUAGUGUGGAAGCAGGUUGUUGUUCACAAGUUGCUAUGAGGCUAGAACAACAGACAUGUAUUAUACUCAUGAGAUGAAAGCUUUGGAUUCUGAUAAGAGCUGGCAAUUGUUUUUGAAAAAAAUUGAUAAAUUCACAAGUGUUGAGAACAAAUUCUCAAAGGAGUUGGAGAGAAAGGGCAAAGAGAUGCUGAAAAAAUGUGGAGGCUUGCCGUUAGCUAUAACAGAUGUUGCGAGGCAGAAAGCAAAACAAAGACUAUCAGGUAUUGAAUGGGAAGAACUUUUUGAUUCAGUUGAUUUACGUGAAACAUUGAAGUUAUUGGAACCGAUGUAUCAUAAAUUGGAUCAACUAGACAAGCCAUGUUUCUUGCACAUGUCCCUUUUUAAGGAAAAUGCAAUAAUGAGGGAAGAAAAGUUGGAACAGAUUUGUAUGGCAAGCGGAUUAGACCAUGCAAGAAUUUCUCUUAACAAUUUAGUUGGUCAAUCAAUUAUUGAUGUCGUGAAUGGAGGAAAAGUUUCAUCUCAAUCCUCUAUUGCACAUGCUAUCCAUCCAAAAAGCUGAAAGUGGAAUGGGCUUUGAGAUCUUUAGGAGCAAUGGGGAUAGCAGACCGUCUCAGAAUCCUCGUCAUCAUGUUAUCCAUUGUGGCAGAGAGGAGUUUAAACAUCCCACUAACCAAGACACCAAAAGUCUUGUUUCUCUCAUAUUCCAUGGAGGUGGUCGCUACCUGGACAAUGCUACUCCGUCUUAUUGGGAGAGUUUUGAACUGCUCAAGAUACUCGACAUGGAAGAUUUUGGGAUGAAGACUUUAUCAGAUACUAUCGGCAAAUUUGGUGAAUUAAGAUACUUGGGAUUGAGAAACAAUUACAUACAAGAGGUGCCACGGUCGUUGAAGGGAUUGAAAAAGCUUCAAGUUCUUGAUAUUUAUCUGAACUUUUUGGUCGAGAUGCCGAGUAUCGUAAGGAAAAUGGGAUGCCUUCGUAAUCUGUACAUGCGUGAUGCGAUUUUCCGGAAGCCUUUGAAGAUUGGCGCUUUACAUGAUCUUGAGAUCUUGACCUACAUCUCGAUUUAUGAUUGGGCAUGUAAGGCCUUGAGCUUGAAGUCCGAAAAUUGGGCAUUUGAAGAAGUUGAUGAAAACUCGGAUGUAGGCAAGCUCUUUGCAUCAGUAGCUAAGUUGGAGAGGCUUCGUCACCUUAUCUUGAGAGGGUUUUGUUUCAGAAGUAUGCCGUGUUUGGAUGAGAUUGGUGCUGUAAAUGGAAUCUGGGAACUCAGACUAAUUGGGCGCCUAGCUAGGCUACCAAGUGCCAAUAAUUCCCUUCAAGGUAUUUUUUACUUGACACUGGUAAAUACUUGCCUUGACGAAGACCCGAUGCCAUUACUAGAGAAACUGCCCAACCUAUAUGACCUCAAACUGCGAAAUGCAUACACUGGUAGAGAAAUGGUGAUCCAGUGCAACGGGUUUCCCUGCCUUCACAUCCUUUGCAUCAAUGAGUCGUGGAAUCUUAGAACAAUGCAAAUUGGAGAAGGCGCAAUUUCAAAGCUCACGCAACUAGAAAUCAAGAACUGUCCACAUCUGGAGACACUCCCGGAGGAGAUUGGAUCAAUGGAGAAUCUGAAGAAGUUUACGAUGGUAACAACAAAACAAAUUGCAACAAAGAUCAGAAACACGGGCCUAACAUCCAGAGUAUUGGAAGAGGAUUUAUAUCCAUGAUUUGAAGCUUAUGUAUUUUGUUUUGUUUGUUGCCUGUAUUAUAUACUCCUGUCGUCCCAAACAAGAUGACUCAUUCCUUGGGCGGCACAGAAUUUAUACAAUUUUAUUUUGUGUGUGAA
Molecule: messenger RNA, 2696 nt
Organism: Salvia hispanica
Lineage: Eukaryota; Viridiplantae; Streptophyta; Magnoliopsida; Lamiales; Lamiaceae
Source: RefSeq, a predicted model, not a curated record